AUGAAUAUAGUGUCGCUCAUUUUGUCUAACUUACCUACAGUCCUACUCUCAAAAUGGUCAGACUAUAGUUUCCCGCUUAUCACCGAGGGCAAGAAGUCACGAUUGGAUAUUUUAGCAGAUUUCUUACAAGAAGAAGCGGUGAAAAUCUCGACGACAUCUAAUAUUCAUCUCAUCGGCAAUAACUUCAACCGCGUACAUAAUACGGUGCUAGUGACAACAGACAAUCAUGACUUUAAGUGUUUAUACUGCCGUGUUUCUAAACAUAAGCUAACAGAGUGCAAGCGCUUUAAAAAAUCACUACGAAAAGAUCGGUGGCGUCACGUUAAACGACACGGCAUCUGUUAUAAGUGUUUACUAUCGCGUCACGAUCGAGAAACAUGUCCGGCCGCGCCGUGUGAUAUCGAGAACUGUGGACAGUCGCAUCAUCGGUUAUUACAUUAUCCUAUAACAAAAGAUAUUCGUUCCCCGGGUAAUAUAAACAUUACGGAAAUAACAGAAAGUGCAACAGUGACGAACAUUAAUUUAUCUAACUGUAAAGUGUUUUUGAAAACCGUGCCUAUCAAUAUUCAUGGGCCAAACGGUGUAAUUAGUGCUACCGCUUUGCUAGACGACGGGUCGACCGUAUCGUUAAUAGAUUAUGAACUUGUAAAAAAACUCGGACUAAAUGGACAUAAACAAAUUAUGCGUGUGAGUGGUGCAUGGAACAAUAACUCAUUAGAAUGUGUUUGUGAGAUAGUAGACUUAAGCGUGUCAAACAAAGACGGAACUAUGUUUCCUAUUCGCGUGAGAAGUGUAAAAGACUUAAACUUACCUGUACAUGAUUCAACGUCGAUUGAUCUUACUAACUAUGUACAUUCUAUACCUGACAUAAAAAAUUGUUUAAAUAAUGAACUCUGUAAACCUAAAAUAUUAAUUGGCCAAGAUAAUUAUGAUUUAUUGUUACCGCUUAAAAUAAUAAAAUUAAAAAAUAGUAAAUUAUAUGUUACACGUACUGAGUUAGGCUUAUGCAUUCAUGGAUGUUUACGCGAACCAUCCCCGCUCCACCAGACCCCGCCCAUUAAGCGAGUACAUCAUUCAGCGUUAUUCAUUACUAACGAUUCAGAUAAAGAAUAUGAAAAUAAGUUACGAAAUUUAGAAGAACAAAUACGAAUAUCAUUUACAAUCGAAUCAAUGGGCAUCAGCAUGAGACCCAGGAAAAAUCCAGAAGAUCUUCAAGCUAUACAAUAUUUAGAAAAAACAUCUGUACUUAAAAAUGGAAGAUGGCAUGUCGGUUUACCCUGGAAAGAUAAUAACUGUGGCUUCGAGAUAAGAAACAUAACGAGUAACAACGAAGCGGUAUUAAACUGCAUUCCACAAGAGACCUUAGGAACGACUGCAGUAAGGUUCAAAAUUGAACAGCCAAAUGAGGGCGAACGUACACUUGGAUUGAUUUGGUAUCCGAAAGAAGAUCUGUUGUCUUUUGACGUUUCUUUUAAGAAGAUUCCUGUAGAUAUAAUAACAGGCGACACGCGACCUAGCAAGAGACAGAUGCUUAAAGUUUUAAUGUCAAUUUUCGAUAUAUUUGGAUUUCUUUCGCCUUUUACAAUCAAAGGAAAAAUUAUGUUACAAGACGUAUGGAGAUUACAAUUAGAUUGGGAUGAAAAAAUACCUGAUACUAUUUAUGAAAAAUGGAUUGAAUGGCUACAAUUAUUAAAAGAAAUUAAUCAGCUGCGUAUCCCAAGGCAUUAUGUAACGGCCGCAAGAGUAAACGAGACGGAACUACGCUGCACUUCCGAUGCGAUUACGCAUACGUCACCCGAGCGGCCGCCGUUGCCAGUGUCUUGUAUUAGCGAAUCUCUCGCGUGCGCGUCUAACGGGCAGAUAACUUCAUCGUUUGUCGCUCAUCGCUUAGGAGAAAUAGAUGAAUUGUCAAAACCAAACGAGUGGCGUUACAUACCUACGAAACUUAAUAGUGCGGAUAUCGCCACCAAGGAGACUUGUGAUUUAUCUGUGUUAAAGAAUGAGUGGUUUUAUGGUCCGGCGUUUCUUCGUGAUCGAGAUACUGAAUGGCCAGUAGACACACAGCUACCGGAGACGCCCCAUCUGGAUCUCGAAUAUACUAUGACCAUGCAAACAUACAAUAAAUCCUUACCAGCUGUUCCUGAUCCUGAAAGGCCCAGGAAGACUGCUUCCACCUCUUCACUGACCGACACCUACCGAUUUGACAGAAUGGAUCACUAUACUCAAAAGACAGAAAAAAAAGAAGAUGGGUGGGACCUUACUGCAAAGCCAAAUCGUCUGCUGGUAGAACAGAAUAGA
Molecule: messenger RNA, 2298 nt
Organism: Brenthis ino (lesser marbled fritillary)
Lineage: Eukaryota; Metazoa; Arthropoda; Insecta; Lepidoptera; Nymphalidae
Source: the annotation of a GenBank genome assembly